Molecule: messenger RNA, 4374 nt
Organism: Talaromyces amestolkiae
Lineage: Eukaryota; Fungi; Ascomycota; Eurotiomycetes; Eurotiales; Trichocomaceae
Exons: 5
Coding region: 1-4374 (1457 amino acids)
Source: RefSeq, a predicted model, not a curated record
AUGCUCCGCGACGAGCUGCUUCGCUCCAAGAACGACGAGAUAGCACGAUGUUUGCAGUCACGAAAGCGAAAGCUCAGUGAGCUCUAUUUUGCGACCGUCGGAUACUUAGGCGCGACCGACGGGGCCAUCGCGGAUACACUCUAUGAGCAAAAGCAACAAGCCUUUCUCGACGCCAACGACCUCACCAGGGGUCGAUUCUACAAUGAAGCAACACUCCCUCCCUUCCCCAACUAUGCCGAGAUUGUCGCACGAGUACAAACGCAUGCUCAUCCUGCAGCCGGCGACAUUACUUCUUUGGACGUGUCUACAGAACAACAAGUGCGAUUACCAGAAGCGCUCGCUCUGAGCACCGAGGAGGUAAAUGAAAAAGAGACAGCGAUCAAUAAUGAAGUACAGAAAUCAGUUGCGCGCGCAGACCUCGAGCAACCUGUCAUUGAGCCGACAAUCACGAAGCAGUCUAUUGCCCAAAAAAUUGAUAUUUCCGCGCCAUUGACAUCAGCUGUCGGCACCAAACCUCAUUUUGCGACGCCUGGAACCCCAGUUAGCACACAUGAGCAUGGCGUGUCGAGCAACUUCACAUCCCCGUCUCAUGCUCGUCAAAGCCCGAAACAUAAAGCUACAGAGCCCUCGGUUUCGGAAGUACCUGUUCAGGUGCCAUCGCAAACUACGGAAGCGGGUCUCCAGAGCAAUCAAGGUCGCAGACCAUCUUUGGCGUUAGGAACGACUUCUCACUUAGACCAACCGCUUUCUCCUGCUUCUUCUAUCGAACCAUUCUCCACCCAUMCCCCGGCGCCUGCCGCUGCAUCUCCAGAUACAAGUCCAGAUGAGUCUGGGGAGAUUGAGGACCAUGCCGCUAUAUCAGCAAAGCCAGUCGGCGAAGCGCAUGAAACAUCGUCCGACAAAGUCGAGAGUACAGCUGCACCAAUCGCACCUCUAACCCCAGAUGAACAAUUACGGUUUGAAGAAGCGCAAUCGCUCAGGCGCAACGCGCAGCUCUUGGCUGCGAGUAAAGCUAUUGGAGACCACGAGGAGCCAGGCAGCAACCCGGUUUCAAAUCACAUUGUUAAGGGAGAUUUUACACCUUCGCAAUUGGUUCCUCCGCCUAGUGAUCAGAAGAUAGCCCAGGAUAUCCAGCCAGCUCGAGCGGCGCCGGAGGAGAAACUCUCACCAACAUCACCUGCUAUUCCAGAAAGUCAAGCCGCUCGCGGCAUACCUAUAGGACCUACCCCUACGGAGUUAAAGGUAGAACCAGAGGCUGGAUCAGUCACAAAACGGUCUUCAUCCUCAUCCACAACCAAUGUUGCCGUACAAUCUGUUCCGGAGAGAAUGACAACUCGAGUAUCGUCCGGUGCCAUUCGACACAAGUCGGUCUCUGAAAUCCUUGGGGAGGCUCCGAAAACUCAGCAAGUUGAAAAGCAGCCGGCUCGAGAUUCACUGGCUCUCAGAUCUCCGGCAUCCCAAGGAAGUCUUGCUUCUAUUUCACGAGUCGUCAAACAGAAGAAGGAUCGAGAGAAGGAACGAACAAAACUUUCUACCGUAGUAUUCCCAAAGAAGCAAAUCGAGAAGAAUGAUUCAUUCGCUAUGGUUCGUCAGCAAGCAGGCGAUUUGAUAUCUGGGCUGAAUGAACAGCAAGAUUAUCUGUUUACGUUAUUCCAGAACAAGGCUUAUUCACCUCCUCGCACUUCGAAUAUUUCAACACUUCUGGCCACAGCCCACAAGACUUUGAGUACAUCCAAUCAUCUUCUUGAGUACCAAGAGCAGAUGGAUUGCCGUACUCUUCGUCGGAUAUACGCUCUACAGAAUUCCAAUCGAUGGCCACUACGUCAAAUGGAACGAUCUGCAGAGCCCUUGCGAGAAGGCACUCAUUGGGAUGUCUUGCUUGAUCACGUGAAGUGGAUGCGCACAGAUUUCAGGGAAGAGCGCAAGUGGAAAAUCGCAGCUGCGAAGAGUUGUGCUGAGUGGUGUGUCGAAUAUGUUCAAAGCGAACCAGAAAAUAGGGCUCAGCUCCGCGUACGUACGAAGAUUCCGUCACCAAAAUUGGUGGAGCCAUCUGAGGCAGUCAACGCAAAUAACGAUAUCAUGAUGAUGGAUGUUCAUGUGGAUGAAACUGGCCCUGUUUCUCAACCAACCCCAGACCUCGUUCCUUCUGCUGAGGAAGAAUCUGUGAGCGAGGGUUUUGUUGAUGAACCACGAUCUGAUUUUAGGGAUACUGUUGCACCAGCUGCUAUAUUCUCCCUUAGCUCUGAGGAAUUCACUUUCUCCAUUGACCUCACUCCUGUAUCAGAAAAGCUGCUCGGCGAAUUGCCAAUUUAUGCACCUAUUGGCAUGUUGGCAGAUACUCAAAUGCCCGACUUCAGAUUCGAGCCUGAUACAGAUUGGAAAACAGAAGUUCUACCGGUUUCAAAGUUCUCGACAGGUCGAAUUAGCUUUCGGGAUGUCGAGCCAGCAAGGAAAAAGACAAGAUACGACUACACCCUUGAAGAUGAUCGUGUGGAGACUCCUACUGUCGACAUCACUCCCGAGCAAACUGACGUUGCUCUUUUCCGCCCGGAGAAUAAGCAUAUUCGGGACCGCAUUCACCCUGGCCAUUCUUUCCGACCUCCUACUGAGUAUCCGAUGCCAUCUGUUGGGUUCUUUGAGUCGAGACAAUCUUCGCAAUGGACACUCAAUGAAGACGACGAACUUCGCCGUCUUGUUAAAGACUAUUCCUACAAUUGGUCUUUAAUAGCUAGUUGUUUAUCAUCUCCAUCUCUGUUUUCUUCCGGUGCUGAGCGUAGGACACCAUGGGAAUGUUUCGAACGAUGGGUUGGUCUUGAAGGUCUGCCUGCUGAUAUGUCUAAAACGCAAUACUUCCGAGCAUAUCACCAACGUUUGGAGGCUGCUCAACGUACGAUCAUCGCACAACAACAAGCUGCUCAACAGCAGCAACAGCAGCAAGCGCAACAACAGGCACAGCAAGGCAUUCCCGCUCCAGCCCAAGCUUUGGUUCGUCGAAGAACAACCCAGCCUGUACGCGUCGACCGCCGCCGAGCUUCCCGCCAUCUUGCCCUUCUGGAUGCUAUGCGAAAGCUAGCUAAAAAGCGAGAGACGAUGCUUCAGAAGCAACAACAAGCGACUCACCUCGCCUCUUUGCGAAAAGUGAACGAGGCAAAUCAACCGAAACCUCCCAUCACUAACCCAGCCGAUUUCAGCAAAUUGAAGUAUGAACGCGAACAGAAGCUCCAGGAGAGGCAGGAACAAUACCGUCAACAGAUGAUUGCACAACAGAGGGCUAAUCUGGCCGCGCAACGUGCUGGACAACUUCCAAAUCAACAAGCAGCGGCAGUGAACGGUGUUGCUCGAACACCAAAUGGCGUGCAACCUGCUGGCGCUCAACCGAUACCCGGAGCUGCGCAGAAUGGUGUGGUCAACGGUAUUCCGCCAAAUGCAAACAUGAACCACGGCAAUGUCAUGCCCAUGCAAGGUUUGCCGAACGGAAGACCGAUGAGUAGCCCCAUGCCACCGAAUGCAAUUGGCGUAAAGAUGGUUCCACAGCAAAGCAUACCCCAGCAAAUGGCAGCGCGGCCGGGAAUCCCCAUUCAAAAUUCGCCCGACAACGCAAGAGUUAUUCGCGAGGCCAGCCGGCUUCAAGAACAGCAGCGUCUUUUGCAGUCUAGGCAGCAACAGGGUCAGCAAAUGCCACAGGCUGGUCAGCAACAAUUCCAGAGUCCACAACAGUUUGCUCAACAAGGGGCUCACUCGCCAAACAUCAAUGUCCAAGGCAUGAAUGGUAACCCUAAUAAUGCAGCCAUGCUCGCGGCUAUGCAAGCUGCUGGUGGGAUGGGUAGUCCUUCACCGUACAAUAAUGCGCAAGGCGUGCCAACUGCAUCACCGCGGAUGGGCCAACCAAAUCACCUGUCGAGUGGUGUUGUUCCUACAAUUACAAAUAUUCAAAACCAAAUACAGAGGACUCACCCCAACUUUUCUCCUGAACAGGUUGCGAAACUUGCAACAGAACGACUUCAUGUGUACCAACAACAACAGCAGCGCAUGACGCAAGCUGCCAUGAAUGCUGCCGUUGGGAAUGUGGGCGCUAUUCCAGCCAAUUUCCAAAUGCCACCAGAUCCCAGUUUCCAAGGCUCGCCUCAACCCAAUGGCAAUAUUGCAAUCCAGAACUCUCAAGCACAGUUUUCGCCCAUGAUGAGAGUCGCUCAGCCUACUCAGCAGAACCGGGUACCAGUUGCAAGUUCGCCGUCUAUGAAUGGAAGCGUUCUCCCACAGCAGAGCCGGAGCGCUACCCCACAGACUCAACGCAGUGGAAGCGUUCAAACGGGACCUGUUCCAGGCACAAACCAAAGCCCUCAUCCUCCUGCAGCACAAAUGGCCACCAAUUAA